Molecule: messenger RNA, 964 nt
Organism: Strongylocentrotus purpuratus (purple sea urchin)
Lineage: Eukaryota; Metazoa; Echinodermata; Echinoidea; Camarodonta; Strongylocentrotidae
Product: urease accessory protein UreG-like
Exons: 7
Coding region: 122-907 (261 amino acids)
Molecular function (GO): GTPase activity; nickel cation binding
Source: RefSeq, a predicted model, not a curated record
ACCUACCUGCCUACUGCUGAUCUACUAGGGUCUAGAUCUACUCUUCUCUUAAUAGACUAAUUAAAUGGUAGCGGUUUGAGAUUGAAGAGAAAUAUAAGUCUUGGGGGUAUUGGAAAGCAGUAUGUCAGAAGGAGGGACUAGCAGCAGUAACGUGCCAUUCGUAAAAGGAGGCAAUGUAUCAGGGCAGACUGCAGGAUCACACACUCAUGAUCAUGGCAAUGAACAUGGUCAUACCCACGAGCAUAUGGACAAUGCAGGCUUCUUCAUAAACAGAGAGUUACCACUCAGAAGAUCAGAUUGGAAACAGAGAGCAUUCACCGUAGGCAUUGGUGGCCCUGUUGGUUCUGGAAAGACGGCCCUCGUUUUGGCCCUGUGUAGGCAUCUGAGGGACAAGUACGGUGUCUGCGUCGUUACCAAUGACAUCUUCACUAAAGAAGACUGGGAGUUCCUGGUGCGGAAUGAGGCUUUACCUGAGGAAAGAAUGAGGGCAGUAGAGACAGGAGGCUGCCCCCAUGCUGCUAUACGAGAGGACUACUCCAUCAAUAUGGAAACCAUCAAAGAGUUAACCGUCAAGUUUCAGCCCCAGAUCGUGAUCGUAGAGUCGGGAGGGGACAAAUUGGCUGCAAACUUCAGCAGAGAGCUAGCCGAUUACAUCAUAUAUGUGAUUGACGUUGCAGGUGGAGAUAAAGUACCGCGGAAGGGCGGUCCUGGGAUCACCCAAAGUGACCUUCUCGUCAUCAACAAGACGGAUCUGGCUGAAGCGGUUGGUGCAGAUCUUGGGGUGAUGAGGAGAGAUGCAGACUUGAUGAGGCAGAAAGGGCCGACCAUCUUCUCCCAGGCUAAACACAUGGUAGGGGUGGAGGACAUCGCCAAUCGUAUCCUGGCUUCAUACCAGACUACCUGCUGACCAUUUAAAGCCCCACUGCACUACUUGUAGCUAAUCAGUGACCAUUGGUCCCCCAUG